AUGGAGACCUUUAUCAGCACCUUAGACCCCAAGACGGUGUUAAACCCGGCCGAGGACGGCGAGGACCCGCCCGAGUCUUCUGACCCGCGGGAGCACAUGUACAUUUUGCGCAAUCUCGUCGGGCGGAACCCGACCACCGCCGCCUUCGUCGCCGUUCGCGGGUCGAACUUGACGGAAAAAGUCGUCGCGAAGUUCGUGAUGUUGAGCGAUGAAAAGCAAACCUCCUACGCCCGGAGCGAGCUCCACUGCCUCGCGGCCUGCAGCCAUUUCGGCAUCGUCAAACACUACGGCGACUUCAAGUCCGAGGACAAGGUGCUGCUGAUUAUGGAGUACGGCAGCGGGGGGGAUUUGAACAAACAAAUCAAACAGCGCCUCCGCGAGCGGCUUCCCUUUAAGGAGCACGAGGUGGGGCUGUUGUUCUACCAAAUCGUCCUCGCCUUGGAUGAGGUCCACAGCCGGCGCAUGAUGCAUCGCGACCUCAAGAGCGCGAACAUCUUCCUGAUGCCAACGGGCAUCAUCAAACUCGGCGAUUUCGGCUUCUCCAAGCAGUACAACGACUCCGUCUCGCUGGACGUGGGGUCGUCCUUCUGCGGGACCCCGUAUUACCUCGCCCCGGAGCUCUGGGAGCGCAAGCGGUACAGCAAAAAGGCGGACAUGUGGUCCCUGGGGGUGAUUUUGUACGAGUUGUUGACCCUUCAUCGGCCCUUUAAAGGGCCCUCGCAGCGGGAGAUCAUGCAGCAGGUGUUGUACGACCGCUACGACCACUUCCCCUGCCCGGUCUCGAACAGCAUGAAGGAGUUGUUGGAGACGCUGCUGUCCAAAAACCCGGCCGAUCGCCCCACCACCCAGCAGCUCUUGCAGACGGAUUUCAUGAAAUACGUGGCGAACCUCUUCGAGGAGAUCGUCAGCAACUCCGACGCGAUUAAGCCCUCGGACCGCAAGGAGAUCAUCCGCCAACUCGCCGCUAGCAGUAGUAAAAUCGCCAUCCACCAGCCCCCUCGCAUCGGCAUCGGCAUCUUCGACGUCGACCACGAGGGCUACCUCUUUAAGUACAGCUCCGACUUUAAGUGGAAGCGGCGCUACUUUUCGAUCAAGAAGAAUAUGCUGCAGAUCUCCAUCACGGACAAGCCCGAGAACGACUCCGUCCCGCCGAAAUCGACCGGGCUGGAGGCGAUUAGCGAUGCCUUUCCCGUCCCCGAGGCCUACUGCCGCUCGCACCCCAAUCAGCUCGUGAUUUGGUUCACCAAUGGGCAGAAAAUUAUCGCCAUGGCCAGCUCCCCUGAGGACCGGGAUACGUGGCUGUUGAAAAUUCAGAUGGCGUGUGGGAUGUGA
Messenger RNA from Phytomonas sp. Hart1, 1332 nucleotides. NCBI's taxonomy places the organism in Eukaryota, Euglenozoa, Kinetoplastea, Trypanosomatida, Trypanosomatidae. The record is from the annotation of a GenBank genome assembly.